AACAUGGGGUUCUAAUUGGUGGUAAACCAGGACAUGACAGUCGAGGAGUUACGAAUGAAGUUGUCGGCUGCUCGGACUCUGAGAAAUCAGACCCUGACCCUGAAGUGUCUGAAAUAAGAUUCUCUAAUUUUCUCUGCGAGGUCGAAGUAUGA
Molecule: messenger RNA, 152 nt
Organism: Paraglomus occultum
Lineage: Eukaryota; Fungi; Glomeromycota; Glomeromycetes; Paraglomerales; Paraglomeraceae
Source: the annotation of a GenBank genome assembly